AUGCUCAAAGCAGAAGCCUCCACUCAUGUGUUUGAGCCGCAAUCGCUCGGCCGCUCCAUCAACUCUACCUUGAUUUCGAUCUGCAAGGUCUUGAUAUUCCUCAAUUACUUCUUCUCGCCGUUUGAUCACUGGAUUGUUGGCGAUCGAUCAUGGCGGCCGAUCUUGGAUUUGCUGCCCGAGAAGCUCGAUCUACCUACGUGGAUACAGAUCCCCUGCUUUAUCAUAUUGGUGCUGGCUCCAUCGGUCCUCUUCUCCGUAGCAACGGUCCUCACCACUCCUCGCGACAAAUUUGCAUGGUCUAGCUACCUUCUUCAGGCACUAGUGAUUGGCCCGAUCUUUCUCGUCUUCUUGGCCGUGGUUGCGGUCAUGGUGCGUUCUGGAAUCGAAACCACAGCUCCGGAUAUCGAGUCGAAGAGUGACCAAACUUCAAGCUCGUCAACGGACAGUCCGCUGACCCUUCUGACGGCCACGGUGAUUCGCGUGGUCUUGGCCGGCCUCACGAAUGCUGUCUUACAAAGGCUGUCCAGCGCGCCUCCGGAGUCAGUGCAGUCAAACCCGCUACUGUUCCAAGCAGGUCUUGUCGCCAUGCUCAGCUUCUGCAAGUCAUAUCACGCCCAAAGACGAUUGAUCAACUUGUUCCAAAGGCUUGGUCUGCCAGUCCUCUCCUUCCCCCCUCCAUUGACCACUAGGAGCUUGUUGUCCUCACUCACCAUCUUCGGCAAUGAGGAACAGACAAGUCUUAUUACGCCUGUCCGAGGGGCUGUAUCAUACAUUCUGGUAAAUCUCUACCCGCACCUGUUCGGCAGACCCAUGUUGUUGUUCUCCAGAUCCCAAGGCUUUGACGUCGAGCUCAGAGAUCCGCGCGACGUAUUUUCGAGCCUUCCGGCCAAGCGAGGAUACCGCAUUGGUGGUGAUUGGGCACUCUGGGGUAUCCUCUGCAUCGCUGAAUUGACGAUUGGGGUUGCUCUCAAGCUUGUUUUCCCAUGGACAUGGAUGCCUUUGCAGCAGUUGAAAGGAACAGCCGCAUGGUUCAAAAAUGCCGCCGAUGUGGCUAGGAUUGUGUUUGAUAUCUCAACAGCCAUGCUCCGAGCAAGUUGGGCGUGUGAUUUGUCUGCCAUGAAGAACGUGGCUUCAACCACAUACCAGGAUCACAAAUACGGUGCGUUCUUUGUCGGGUUCAACAUUAUCACCAUCGCCUUUGCAGUUUUUGUUGGGCUUUGUCUUGAGUGGUUCAAUGGAUACUUGGCGAAAAGAUCCGCGCAGCUGUAG
Molecule: messenger RNA, 1269 nt
Organism: Aureobasidium pullulans EXF-150
Lineage: Eukaryota; Fungi; Ascomycota; Dothideomycetes; Dothideales; Saccotheciaceae
Exons: 2
Coding region: 1-1269 (422 amino acids)
Source: RefSeq, a predicted model, not a curated record